CAAAAAAUCUCUCUCUCUCUCUCAAAUUCAGAGUCAGUUGUUCCUUCCUCGGAACUCUAAUUUCUGCAAUUCCAAAAGUAGAGUGAAAGCAUUUGGAUGGGGGUAAGCAACAACAUCACAGCAGUGCUGAACUUCAUAGCCAUAUUGGCCUCAAUACCCAUCAUCGCCUCUGGAAUUUGGCUAGCAUCGAAGCCAGCCAACGAAUGCAUCAACAACUUCCGCUGGAUCGUUGUGAUCCUUGGCAUCCUUAUCCUCCUCGUUUCUCUAGCUGGCUUCUUCGGUGCUUACCGGAACAAACAGGUUCUCUUGGCCCUUUACCUUUGCUUCAUGGCAAUUCUCAUCGUUCUCCUCCUUAUUCUCCUCGUCUUCGCAUUCGUCGUCACCAGACCCGAUGGAACCUACGGUGUUCCCGAAAGAGGGUACAAGGAGUACAGGUUGGACGGGUUCUCCGCAUGGUUGAGGAACCACGUCACCAGUUCUGGAAGUUGGAACAAGAUUAGGGCCUGUUUGGCUGAUUCUGAUAUCUGCACUGAGCUCGCCCAGAAUUACAUCACUUCCGAUCAGUUCUUCAACUCUAAUAUCUCUCCCUUACAGUCAGGAUGUUGCAAACCACCGACUGCUUGCGGGUACAAUUACGUGAGCCCCAUAGUGUGGACAAACCCAGUGAAUCCAAUGGCUGAUCCAGAUUGCAACUUGUGGAACAAUGACCAGAACCAGCUAUGCUACAAUUGCAAUGCCUGCAAGGGUGGUCUAUUGGGGAGCCUCAGAAAAGAAUGGAGGAGAGCAAAUAUCAUUCUCAUUGUGGCUGUUGUUGUCCUUAUAUGGGUCUAUCUCAUUGCUUGUAGUGCCUUCAAGAAUGCCCAAACAGAAGAUCUCUUCCGCCGUUACAAACAGGGUUGGGUUUGAUGAUCCUCUUUCCUCCCAACACCUACCAUGCAUGUUUUUAACAUUACUCUUUCUUUAUCGUCCCUGUAACUCCCUAAUAAGAGUCUCUGUCUUUAGUAUGUAUGUAUAUAUAUAUAUAUUUUUUUUCCUUUUAGUUCUUUCUUUUUGGCGCAUGGAGAGCCAAAAGGUAAAACAAGUUAUAAAUGACUCUCGUUGCUCAGUGAAAACAGAGAAUAGAAUAUUCCUAAUAAUUACCUU
Messenger RNA from Gastrolobium bilobum, 1143 nucleotides. RefSeq names its product tetraspanin-2-like. The transcript is spliced from 2 exons. The record is from RefSeq and is a predicted model, not a curated record. Gene Ontology annotation, cellular component: plasma membrane; plasmodesma. Gene Ontology annotation, biological process: auxin-activated signaling pathway. Lineage: Eukaryota; Viridiplantae; Streptophyta; Magnoliopsida; Fabales; Fabaceae. The coding region runs from base 97 to 906 and encodes 269 amino acids.